UCUCAAGCUAUGAUUCAGUUUAGUUCUCGGCCCGCCCGCCCAACAUCUCCACGCGUUGCUGGCACCCUAGUACUUGUUUGCGAUAUUUUACAUGGCGGUUACAAAGUUUUUACAAAAAGUUUGAAAAUAAUGGUGUUGGUGAAAAAUGUAAAUGGGUGAAUAAUUUAGUGGACUUUGUUAUCGAUGGGUGUGGAGUCAGCGAAGGUGGAGGAAGUGACGGCGGCGCCGGUGCCGAGCGAGUCGGGCGCGCGGCCCAGCAGGCCUACACACUGCGUCGUCGGCGGAGCUCAUGCUUUUAUACUUAGGAUCUCAAGUUUCUUCGGGCUAGCCCCGCUGCGGUUCGAGUCCCGCAGCAAUGGCUUCACGGUCAGCAUAUCGGGAGCUAUGUGUGUCUAUAGCUAUAUUCUAGUCACAGUACUUGUGAUAUGCACGAUCUUCGGUCUGGUAGCGGAGAUCAACGUAGGCGUGGAACUGUCAGUGCGCAUGUCCUCUCGAAUGUCACAGGUGGUGUCUACAUGCGACGUUUUAGUGGUAGUAGCGACAGCUGGUGCCGGGGUCUACGGCGCACCUAGGCGGAUGAGGAAUAUGCUCAAGUUUAUGGAAAAUAUUGCUUCGGUGGACACCAGUAUAGGCGGCCAGUACUCGCUGGUGACGGAGCGCAAGCUGUGCGGCAUCAUACUGGCGAUACUCAUCUUCUUCUCCAUCCUCAUCGCUGAUGACUUCACAUUCUAUGCGCUGCAAGCUAAGAAGCUGGACAGGGAAUGGGACGUGGUGACGAACUACUUGGGCUUUUACCUCCUAUGGUUUGUGGUACUAAUCUUGGAGCUUCAGUUUGCGUUCACGGCGCUGUCGGUGCGCGCGCGCUUCUCAGCUGUCAAUGACGCACUCGCGCUUACUGCUCGACAAGUCUCCAUUCCUGUGGAGAAACCAAAAAGCUCCUCACCUCUGAACAUUUAUGCUAUCCGGGUAGCUCCAGUGGACUCGCAGCGCUCCGCUAACGUCAGCCUGCUGGUGGACACCAUGACCGGCAGGGAGCAUGUCGUCAUCAUCAAGAGAACUGGUAAGAUGUCUUGCGUUUAUGCUAUCCGGGUAGCUCCAGUGGACUCGCAGCGCUCCGCUAACGUGAGCCUGCUGGUGGACACCAUGACCGGCAGGAAGCAUGUCGUCAUCAUCAAGAGAACUGGUAAGAUGUCUUGCGUUUAUGCUAUCCGGGUAGCUCCAGUGGACUCGCAGCGCUCCGCUAACGUCAGCCUGCUGGUGGACACCAUGACCGGCAGGGAGCAUGUCGUCAUCAUCAAGAGAACUGGUAAGAUGUCUUGCGUUUAUGCUAUCCGGGUAGCUCCAGUGGACUCGCAGCGCUCCGCUAACGUGAGCCUGCUGGUGGACACCAUGACCGGCAGGAAGCAUGUCGUCAUCAUCAAGAGAACUGGUAAGAUGUCUUGCGUUUAUGCUAUCCGGGUAGCUCCAGUGGACUCGCAGCGCUCCGCUAACGUGAGCCUGCUGGUGGACACCAUGACCGGCAGGGAGCAUGUCGUCAUCAUCAAGAGAACUGGUAAGAUGUCUUGCGUUUAUGCUAUCCGGGUAGCUCCAGUGGACUCGCAGCGCUCCGCUAACGUCAGCCUGCUGGUGGACACCAUGACCGGCAGGGAGCAUGUCGUCAUCAUCAAGAGAACUGUAUCCCUGCUUUCAGCAAGCGGAGAGCCUCGCCUGGUGGUGUCCCCGUGCGACGCGGUGCGACGUCUAGCGGCACUGCACGGCACGUUGUGUGACGUCGUGAACAGUAUCGAUGACAGCUACGGCCUGCCUCUCGUCGUGAUCCUCAUUUCUACUCUGCUCCAUCUGAUUGUCACGCCAUACUUCCUUAUUAUGGAGAUAAUUGUAUCCACGAAUCGCAUCCACUUCCUGGUGCUGCAGUUUCUGUGGUGUGUGACGCACAUGCUGCGGAUGAUCGUCGUCGUAGAACCAGGACAUUAUACUAUAGCAGAGGGCAAAAGAACCGAGGGGCUGGUAUGUCGGCUGAUGACGUCAGCGCCGUCUACCGGCGUGCUGCCGUCGCGCCUGGAGAUAUUCUCGCGGCAACUGAUGCUCCAAUCCGUCAGCUAUGCGCCCAUGGGCAUGUGUACUCUGCAUCGACCGCUUAUCGCUUCUGUAAUAGGAGCGGUGACGACGUACCUGGUGAUCCUCAUACAAUUCCAAAGAUACGACAACUGAAACGGCUCUAGUCAUGUAUGGGUUCCUAGUAUUAUUACAUUUUACAUGAAACAUUUUAUAAGUAGCCGAAAAUCGAUCUCAGUGGCGUGCACUUGGAGAGGCCUAUGUCCAGCAGUGGACUGCGAUAGGCUGAUGAUGAUGAUGAUA
Messenger RNA from Helicoverpa armigera (cotton bollworm), 2358 nucleotides. RefSeq lists its product as uncharacterized. The coding region runs from base 184 to 2211 and encodes 675 amino acids. Gene Ontology annotation, biological process: chemosensory behavior; male courtship behavior; sensory perception of taste. The record is from RefSeq and is a predicted model, not a curated record. The transcript is spliced from 12 exons. Lineage: Eukaryota; Metazoa; Arthropoda; Insecta; Lepidoptera; Noctuidae. Gene Ontology annotation, cellular component: dendrite; neuronal cell body; membrane.